CCCAGUUUAGCUCUGGGGCCAAAGUCCUGGAUGGGCUCUCAUGGCACUCGGGCUGAUUCUCCUCUGUACCCUGGCAGCAUCACUGCUCGGGGGGCUCUACCUCCUGGGUGUCUUUCGGAGACAGAGACCCCAUGAACCUCCUCUGGACAAAGGUUUCAUUCCCUGGCUGGGUUAUGCACUGGAUUUCAGAAGAGACAGCUCAAAGUUUCUAAAAAGGAUGCAGAGAAAGCACGGGGAUAUUUUCACGGUGCUGCUGGGGGGUUAUUACUUCACGUUUGUGCUGGAUCCCUUCUGCUUUGGAGCCAUCGUGAAGGAAGCACGAUCUAGACUUGACUUUAAGACUUUUGCAGCUAAACUGGUGCUGCAAGUUUUUGGCUACAAAGCCACAGAAGGCAGCCAGAAUGUAAUCCAUGCAGCCAGCACAAAACAUCUGAUGGGGGACGGGCUCGUGGCCAUGACCCAAUCCACCAUGGAGAACUUUCAGAAGCUGAUGCACUUCAACUUGGGCUCGGGAGAGGAGAAAAGAGUGUGGCAGGAGGAUAGCCUCUUCCACUUCUGCUACAACAUUGUCUUCAGGGCUGGGUACCUGGCUCUCUAUGGCACUGAGCCUCACCAAGGGGCAAGCAGCAAGGAGAAAGCUAACGAGCAAGAUCUCAUCCACUCCAACCAACUCUUCCAGGAAUUUCGGAAGUAUGAUCACCUCUUCCCUCGCCUGGCCUAUGCUGUGUUGCCUCCCAAGGACAAAUUAGAAGCUGAAAGGCUGAAGAGGCUCUUCUGGAGCAUGCUGUCUGUGAAGAAGGGCAGGCAGAAGGAUAAUAUCAGUGGGUGGAUAAGAGAGCAGGAGCAGCUCCUGGCAGAGAAAGGAGUUCCCGAGUACAUGCGGGAUCGGUUCAUGUUUAUGCUGCUCUGGGCAUCCCAAGGUAACACAGGUCCUACUGCCUUCUGGGUCCUCCUGUACCUGAUGAAACAUCCAGAAGCUAUGAAAGCUGUGAAGGAAGAGGUAGAUAAAGUGUCAAGAGAGAACGGACAGGAGAUGAAACCAGGAAGCCCACCAAUUAACAUCACCAGGGACAUGUUAAACCAGACUCCUAUUCUGGACAGUGCUCUGGAAGAGACCCUAAGGUUGGUUGCAGCCCCAGUGCUGGUCAGAGCUGUCCUCCAGGAUGUCAGCCUUAAGAUGAGCAGUGGGACAGAGUACACCCUCCGUAGAGGUGACAGAGUGGCUCUGUUCCCACACAUGUCUGUGCAGAUGAAUCCAGAAAUUCACCCCGAGCCUCACGAAUUUAAGUACGACCGCUUCAUCAACCCGGAUGGCACCAAGAAAGAUUUCUACAAAAAUGGCAAAAGGCUGAAAUACUUCAACAUGCCUUGGGGGGCAGGGGUUUCCAUCUGUCCUGGGCGGUUCUUUGCUGCUGCUGAAAUUAAAAUGUUUGUCUUCUUAAUGCUGAGCCACUAUGACCUGGAACUGGUCAACAGAGAAGAGGAGAUCCCAGAAAUAGACAGCAGCCGCUGGGGAUUUGGGACCAUGCAGCCCAUCCGUGAUGUCCGGUUCAGAUUCCGGAUGAGAUUUUAAUUUGGGAAGUGCCUUUGGCAUUGCUGUGUUCUGGUUUUAUCUGCCAACUAAGUUGCAGGACCCCAUGGUUAUCAGAUCCAGGCAGAGCCAACACUCUUGUGUAGGAUCUUGUUUGCUGAACAUUUGUGCUGGGUUUGCUCUGAACUCCUCCACAUGUGUCACUGCUCUACAUCUCUGGUUUGGGACAGGGUAGAAUUAAUUUUCUGUCUUGUAAUUUUGCUUUCAGCUCAGUCUCUUGUAAGGAGCUGCACUUGCU
This is a messenger RNA of Calypte anna (Anna's hummingbird), 1829 nucleotides long. Its product is annotated as 5-beta-cholestane-3-alpha,7-alpha-diol 12-alpha-hydroxylase. The transcript has a single exon. Gene Ontology annotation, molecular function: iron ion binding; sterol 12-alpha-hydroxylase activity; heme binding. Bases 41 to 1573 code for a protein of 510 amino acids. Lineage: Eukaryota; Metazoa; Chordata; Aves; Apodiformes; Trochilidae. The record is from RefSeq and is a predicted model, not a curated record.